AUUCAGAAGAAGAAGCAGCAGCAGUUCUCGAGUCGUCCGUCGCUUUCAUCUCAUCGAGACGCAGUCACACAGUUCAGCUGAAUAACUGACCCUCCAUAUUGCGAUGCUUACACUGUCAGUCUGUUCUUUCACGGUUGACACUUCGGAGGUGCAAUGAAGGCAGGAGCCUCUUCCAUGUGGGCUUCAUGCUGUGGUCUGCUGAAUGAAGUUAUGGGUACUGGGGCCGUCAGAGGCCAGCAGCCAGGGUUUGGGGCUGGUGCAGGACCCUUCCGAUUUGCCCCCAGUGCGGGAUACUCCACAUACCCGCCCACCAGCUCAGGGAGUCCGAGUGUUGUAUGUAAGGCUUGUGGCCAAGCCUUUUCAGUCUUCAGGAGGAAGUAUAUUUGCUGCGACUGCAAGAAGAGCUUCUGCUCUCUAUGCUCUGUGCUUCAGGAGAACCUGCGCAUUUGUGCUACAUGUCAUUUAUUGAAGGCAACAGCCUUCCAGAGGCCGAGGCUCAUGCGCCUUCGAGUUAAAGAUCUGCGUCAGUAUCUCUUGCUCCGUAACAUCCCAACUGAUACCUGCAGGGAAAAGGAGGACUUGGUAGACCUGGUGCUCUGUCACCAAGGCAUUGAGGAAGAAGAGGAUCCAGACACCGGCAGCCUUCACUCACGUUCACUGUACACCCCGACCCCCUCCACCACACAGUCUGCCUCGGAGCUGUCUACUUUUGCUGCCUCUCAGGAGGAGCAGCUCAGCAGAAGCGAUAGCUCUGAUACUAACCAGGAUAUAGGCGAUGCAACAUCAGUAACUCUUCUCAACCUGGAUCCUAGUGAACACACUCCAGAGGUGAGUCCACAGACACGACGCCGGGCCAGAGCAUCUCUGUCAGACAUUUCCAGCCUGAGGGACAUCGAGGGCCUCUCUGUCCGACAGCUGAAGGAGAUCCUAGCCAGGAACUUUGUCAACUAUUCAGGGUGUUGUGAGAAGUGGGAACUGGUGGAACGGGUCAGCAGACUGUACAGAGAGACAGAGGAGAACAGGAAGUCCUUGGAAAAUGUGAGCACUGCUGUAACCACAGUGGUGGCCUUCCCCCCUCCUAUUUGCAACGGUGCCAUUGGAGAUGGUGAGAAGGGACCAUUAACCAUCCACGAUGACAACCUCUGCAGGAUCUGCAUGGACGCUGUCAUCGACUGCGUUCUCCUGGAGUGCGGUCACAUGGUCACGUGCACCAAGUGUGGCAAGAGGAUGAACGAGUGUCCGAUCUGUAGGCAGUACGUUGUGAGGGCCGUGCAUGUCUUCAAAUCCUAAUGCACCAUUGCAGCACCGCAGCACCUGCUCUGGACCAGUAGCUCAGACUGAGACUGUACCGUCAAUAAACCAUGCAGCUCAUAACCUCUGAACCCCCAAAAGACUUGUUUUGUGGGUGUUCCAUGUUUGUAUUUCUCAAAUUCUCACAUUAUUUGCACACUGGAAUAUUAAGAGAAAUGUGUUUUUGUUUUUACUGUCAAGACUCGGGACUCUGUGGUUUCACCAGUGAGCAGAGUGAAGGAUCAUACUCUCUUAUGAGUCAUUCCUCAAGUAAACAUAUCUCUGAUCUGUGUUCAUUCCUAAGUGUUUUUUUUUUUUGCUUUUCUUAAAAAAUUUAAAUACAAAGAAUGUGUGGCACUCGGCCAUGUGCAGUCUUGAUAAACAACUUCUCACCUUCAGAUCUGCCUAUAAACUGUAGCUGGCGCUCGGCUCUGCUGAGUAUUCGGAAGAGCUCCUCUCAUUACAACUGCUGCAAGUGACUACAUAUCUUAGUAACACCGAAGACAGAACCCCACCACAGAAGAGAGGGGGUGAGCGAACUAGGUGCCAAAAAUCGGGUCAUGCCCUCACACUUCUUCUCACCUGUUUAAUCCCUCGAUUGUGUGGGUUAGUUUUUAGAAUACUUCAGCACAUUAUAGCAGAAAGCACUUUGUUCACACUGUGUUGACGCACCAAUGCUCACAGUUCACUAUAUGACCACUGAUAGUGGCUGAGGCAGCACAUGUACUAGUUCUUGAACACUUGUGCGAACUAGAGCUUGACCAAUUAAGGAUUUUGAAGGCCAUUCAUUUAGUUUAGAUCAAUAGAACAAGUUAAUACUAAAGCACUGAGCUUGUUUACGUUUUCAACUCAAUACUUGGUCUUACAAAUUAGGUGCUCUUCCAUUGUGAAUUAGAAUCAAAGAUAUUGGUGAAUGAUAGUAGUGAUUUAUGAUGAAAAGAGGCAUUUUAUUUUUUUCCGGAAACAUUUAUUGUGAUGCAUUACACAUCUGCAGGUUCAUACAAAGUCUGUCAUUACAGCAAUAGCUAAUUUCUGCUGUCACCUCUGUCUUGUCUCCGUCACGGAGACCAAAGAUAAAAACCGGUGCUAAUUCAUCCAAUCAUCAUCCCUGUUUUUUUGUUUGGUUUUUCAGCUGAACUGUGGAUGUGAAACUGAAUGUUUUUAUUUGUGUUGUUGUUGUAAAUCGUUGGGAGUGGAAUGAAGUGACUUAAUUCUUUUACUUAAUAUCUCACGUAGGAGUAAUGUACUGAAAGAUAUAGCUUCAAAGAUAUAGCAACAAGUUUACUGACACCUGUGGUAUAGAAAGUAUAUAGAAAUAAUGACUUGCUAAUGUACAUUUGCAUAUAUUGAUCCAUAUGAGAUGUAUAUAUCUAUAUUUUUUCCAUUUGAUUUUAAUUGUGUAAUACCAGAUUAUUGAAAUGUCCCCAGGAUUGGGUCAGUUUAUGAUUACAGAGUUACCCUUUUAAUGUCAAGUGGUUUGACGUGUUAAAUCUGCAUAGGUUUGCUUGAACCAGAGCAUGACGACAGCCUGUGUGACACUUAUGUUAUCCCGUCCUCAUCCUCCCCUGUUUUUAUUUUUCCUGCUCAUUUAGAAAAAACCCAGCUCUGUACUGUACCCACGCAGAGCCAACGUUGCUGCUAUUACAGUGAAGAUGUCCCAUACAAUCAUGAACAAUAACUGAGCAGGUUGCACUUUUCCGUUACAGAGAGUGUAAUUGUGUGCAAGGUUUGGUCUUUGUAUUUGGGAAUGUUAAACUUUUUAUUUUGGUAAUUAAAGAGUUUAAUUAAAGUCUGUUUUUGUAUACUCAUGCAUCAGAAGUAGUGUCCCUGUACUAUCUUGGAUUGGAGUCAAUAAAUAUGAGGGGAAA
This is a messenger RNA of Sphaeramia orbicularis (orbiculate cardinalfish), 3158 nucleotides long. It is a transcript of the gene rnf34a, whose product is annotated as ring finger protein 34a. The transcript is spliced from 8 exons. NCBI's taxonomy places the organism in Eukaryota, Metazoa, Chordata, Actinopteri, Kurtiformes, Apogonidae. The record is from RefSeq and is a predicted model, not a curated record. Gene Ontology annotation, biological process: protein K48-linked ubiquitination; negative regulation of extrinsic apoptotic signaling pathway via death domain receptors; proteasome-mediated ubiquitin-dependent protein catabolic process. Gene Ontology annotation, cellular component: plasma membrane; cytoplasm. Gene Ontology annotation, molecular function: ubiquitin protein ligase activity. The coding region runs from base 154 to 1290 and encodes 378 amino acids.